Arachis duranensis is the source of this 1077-nucleotide messenger RNA. RefSeq lists its product as uncharacterized. NCBI's taxonomy places the organism in Eukaryota, Viridiplantae, Streptophyta, Magnoliopsida, Fabales, Fabaceae. The record is from RefSeq and is a predicted model, not a curated record. The transcript has a single exon. The coding region runs from base 1 to 1077 and encodes 358 amino acids.
AUGGACGAUCGAGAGAAGGUUUUACUAGGGGGGCCAUGGAUGAUCUUCGGUCACUAUAUUGCGGUCAAGCCAUGGACACCGGAUUUUAAACCUUGUGAGGAUACCUUCGGGGAGACUAUGGUUUGGAUUCGAAUCUCUGGUUUGAGCAUAUGGUACUAUCAUGAUAAAGCCAUGAUGAGAAUUGCUUCUGCCGUGGGGAGACCAGUCAAGGUGGAUCUGGCUACUAAGUUGGCAGAGAGGGGAAAAUUUGCUCGGGCUUGCGUGCAAAUUAAUCUUGGUUUGCCGGUGGUCCGGAGUGUGAUUGUCGAUGAGUUUGAAUAUAAGGUAGAGUAUGAAUGCUUACACCUUAUUUGUGACAAGUGCAAUUGUUUCGGACAUCCAGCAACUGACUGCAGAAUGACCUCAAUAGAGUCAGAAAGGAUGGAUCGAAAGGAAACAUCAGUGACCGAGACGGCGGCCCGAGUGGUGCAACCACAGGAAGCCUCAAAAGAGAAAAUUUUUGAAUUUGGAUGCAAUCCCAAAGAGUCAGUGAUAGUUGCAGAAAUUGGGGAGGAAUUAGAUGAUACGUUGCAUAGGAAGGAAGUGGGGUCCCAGCAUUUGGAAAAUGAGGCUGGCUGGACCAAAGUCAGUGGUAAAAGGAGAGGAAAAUUGAGCCAAUCAAAUAAAGUCCAACAAACCUCUAAGGACAAAGUGCCGGUGCGCUCAAAUCAGAAAUUUGACCAGAACCGUGACUUUGGGCUACGUAUGAGAGGAGUCGAAUCAGGGGUGAAGACCGGGUCGGUUAGCGGAUCUAAGGCACGCAUGGCAUCUUCCAAACAGCAAGGGGUGAAGGGCAAAGCUAUCUCCGUUGCGGUGCCGACUUUCACUGCCAUUAUCAAAAACGGACACAAGAGGUUGCGCCCUUCUUCUUUGCAGAAUUCGCCGUCGACUCCGGACUGCCUUGGCGACACUAGCAAGCAGCAAAUCGGUGAAUUGGAAGGGUUGUUAGUGGAGGGACACAGACAAACUGGGCAACAACUGGACAAGGACAAGCAAGUCUCAGGGGGAUAUAAUGGUGGAUCUUCAUCAUCUCGUUAG